Messenger RNA from Strongylocentrotus purpuratus (purple sea urchin), 1177 nucleotides. RefSeq names its product autophagy protein 12-like. Lineage: Eukaryota; Metazoa; Echinodermata; Echinoidea; Camarodonta; Strongylocentrotidae. The record is from RefSeq and is a predicted model, not a curated record. Gene Ontology annotation, biological process: C-terminal protein lipidation; nucleophagy; autophagy of mitochondrion. The coding region runs from base 1 to 381 and encodes 126 amino acids. Gene Ontology annotation, cellular component: phagophore assembly site membrane; cytoplasm; Atg12-Atg5-Atg16 complex. The transcript is spliced from 4 exons.
AUGGCAGAAGCACAGAGUACAACUGGAGCUGGAGAUGAAACAGCUGAUCCUGGAACACAGAAUGACCAGAUUAGUAAACAAACGAAGGAAGGGGAUGUGGUCAAAAAGAAAUCAGAUAAGGUUGAUAUUCUACUUAAGGCGACAGGCAGUGCACCGAUCAUGAAGAAGAAGAAAUGGGCUGUUGACGCCAACAAGAAGGUCGCAUGGGUCAUUGACUUUAUCCAUAAAUACCUGAAAUGUGAUCCUUCACAGUCAUUAUUCUUGUAUGUGAAUCAAGCUUUUGCACCAGCACCAGACCAAGAAAUAAGAAAUCUCUUUGAGUGUUAUGGUAGCGAUGGCAGGCUUAUACUCCACUACUGCACCAGUGAGGCAUGGGGUUGAUACUCUCCACACACAACGCAGACUGAGAUAUUGCAAUGAUACAUAAAAUAACUAUUCAAUACUGCAUUUACUGUCAACUCGGAAGCUUUCACUUGCAUGAAAUGUUCGCAAAUUUUGCGAAUGAUUCAGACUUGUGAAAUCUCAUGCCACAUAACCAUUAAAUCCCACUGAUACAUCACUGUAUUGUUUUAUUGUGCGAUUAAUUUUUUUGCUUUGAAAAUGGCCAUUGUUAAAGAAUCUUGAAAAAUAGCAUGUUGCACAAGUUUCUGACUUUACAGUAAAUGGAUGAAUUUGUUAUCAUUUCAACUAUUUGAGAAUAUGUAUUGUUUGAAUUUGGGCCUACGUCUUGGUGGACAGGUGAGUGCCAUAUGUGGUAUUCUAGCAUCAAGAUAAAAUGGUAUGUAAUGUUGACAGCAACAUUGCUGGUAUUCACUAGACACAUGUUACGUCCAGAAAAGUAGACUUUUAACUUGUGCUGAUCUUUCUCUGUCUCUUUGUCUCUUCUCUGUUUUUAAGGUUUGUACAAGAGGAGAAGUUCUCCUGUUAUAUUGACAUUCGAUUGGACCAAAUAAUUUGUAUUUAAUGGAUCAUUUCUCAUUGGUAUUGCAAUGCCAUCACUAUGUUCUGACAUCCUUUUGUUGUAACAUGGGCAACAACAGGCUAAACUGUGUUACAAAGCGGUCCAUAUAAAAUGCCUCAUAUAUUGAGCUUUUAUACAGUGUUGAACUAAGGGAUAUCAGAACAUCAUCUUGAACAUUAAAGGUAAAUCCUGGUUAUGGAACACAACAUAGACCUU